Messenger RNA from [Torrubiella] hemipterigena, 576 nucleotides. NCBI's taxonomy places the organism in Eukaryota, Fungi, Ascomycota, Sordariomycetes, Hypocreales, Clavicipitaceae. The record is from the annotation of a GenBank genome assembly.
AUGUCGGUGGUCUACGGGGCUGGCCAUGUUUUCCUGAUUAAUACUGAGGGGGGUUAUUCGUCACAUCUGUCAAACAUUGACUGCCACCUUGGGAAGCUUCGCAUGGAGCUGUUCGGCUUGGGUCUCCAUAAGGCGUCUCUUUGCACAGUCCUGGCCUACUACGAAGAGUCUGGGUAUGCCGAGCCAGAAGAUCCUUCUGCCGAGACCAUGGCAAGCUGGGCCAAGAAGUGCCAUGGAGAGCUGGUGGAUGGCGAAACCAAGGAGAUUCUGCAGGAGUGUAUUAUGAUGGGCGUUUUGGAUACACAGCAGUGGCGCCGACAAGAGCACAUGCGGGAAGGCUCGUUGCACUGGUCUCCUCUAUUGCGGAACGGCGGUCGGGACGAUAACCUCAUCCGCUACGUUCCCGAGUAUUAUAAGAGCAGAAGUAACGCAGUCGACUACAAUGCAGAGGCGAUCAUUUACCACGGGGGCUACGGGGAAUGGGGAAGCGGUCGAGACGUCAGCCUCGCCGACAUCCAGAAAACCCCACGGGCUGUGGUGGGCACUGCCAAUUACGCAUAUAAACACCUCUUCUAA